Molecule: messenger RNA, 903 nt
Organism: Daldinia loculata
Lineage: Eukaryota; Fungi; Ascomycota; Sordariomycetes; Xylariales; Hypoxylaceae
Exons: 1
Coding region: 138-416 (92 amino acids)
Source: RefSeq, a predicted model, not a curated record
GUUGCCUUCUAGGAGACUCAAUUUCUGCCUAGCAUUUUCAUAUGUAAAAGUAUUAACCCUUAAUCUAGGAUAUCACCGAAACUUUCAGUUCCAUUCUCGAUUCUACUAGCUAUUAUAAAUAAACAGCUUCAGUCACAAUGAUGUUGAUAUUUUCUCUACCUUUCAUCUUAUUCCUCUCCUUUUCCGCAGCUACCACCACCACUACCGGUGUGUGUUCACCUGUGAUGUGGCAAGGCACCGGUACCGCGACCCUUAGAACGGGCCCUCCUAAGCCCCAGCAUACCCGUAGUGUAGUCCGUACAUCGCCUAUCAAACCCGGCGAAAUUAACUGUCGCUAUUGGGGCGGAACAUACGAUGAAGUCGAUAAAUCUGCUUGUACGAAGCUAAUUCAGAAAUAUCGAAUCACCGGGUUAUAAUCCGGAAGUGACCCAUAGACGCACUCUGGAUCAUCGGGAUCCGCAUGACGCUCAUGGUACUCGAACCAGUCAUCCUCCCAUUUACCAAGUUGGUAAACCCGUACCGUGAUAGAUGAGACCCCCGGCUAAGUGAUUGGCAGCUGCGAUAUCGGAUGCCAGCUAGUGCCCGCAAGAGUCUGUCGGAAGUAAGCUUCUCAACCUAGAUCCGGGCUAUACUCACCCUCUAGAACCCAGACUGAAGUUUCUAGAGGCCCGUUCAAAGUCCAAAAGAGGCGAGACAUAUCACGGACAAAACGCGCGUGAUUCCCAGCACUACGAAGGGACUCGAAAGAGGGGGGUGUUUCUCUUGUAUUAGGGGUUGACAUUGCUAGUAGUAACAAGCGAGCCUCGGCUUUAGAAUACACUGGAAAGGGGUAGCGAUGAGAAUCGGUGAUUUUUAAUCGUAUAGGUUAUGAUAAAUGAAGCCAUAUUCUGCUCAAAUACGUUU